This is a messenger RNA of Tripterygium wilfordii, 1582 nucleotides long. Its product is annotated as myb family transcription factor PHL7. Gene Ontology annotation, molecular function: DNA-binding transcription factor activity; DNA binding. Bases 450 to 1367 code for a protein of 305 amino acids. The record is from RefSeq and is a predicted model, not a curated record. The transcript is spliced from 7 exons. Lineage: Eukaryota; Viridiplantae; Streptophyta; Magnoliopsida; Celastrales; Celastraceae.
UUAGUUGAAAGCUGUUUGGUUCCUGAGAAAAUCGUCCAAGUGAAAACAGCUUCAGAUUUCAGACUGCAGGUUCUUUUAUUUUCUCAGAGAAAGAGAGAGAAAAAACCGAAAAGAACAAAAAUAUACCAUGACAAAUUAGACAUCGCGUCCGUCAAUACUUUCAUUGGAAAAGUGGAGACGCCCUCUUUGUUUCUCUCUCCCCCCCACCCCCACCCACCCAUUUGCGGGUCCUCAAAUUUUGCUCUUUCGGCUUUCCCUUUUGUUUUCUCCAUCUCUUGUAACUCUUGUAAUCUUUCUCAAAAAUUCUGCUGGACACAGGACAGGAGCAGCCCCGAUUGAGCAAUAGCAAUAGAUCUGAAAAAAUGACAUCUGUAUCAACCAAAGAGUGUUCCUAGCACAAGGUUCACUUUCUUUAGUUCAUGUUGAGCAUUUAGACUGGUUUCAGCAAGAUGGAACUCAUGAAUGGAGGCAACAGUCUCAACAACCCUAGUCUGGCAUCAAAGCAACGAUUGCAUUGGAGACAUGAACUUCAUGAACGGUUUGUUGAUGCCGUAGCACAACUUGGUGGACCCGAUAGGGCCACGCCCAAGGGUGUUCUUAGAGUCAUGGGUGUGCAAGGUUUAACAAUAUACCAUGUCAAAAGCCAUCUACAGAAAUACCGACUGGCAAAAUAUGUCCCUGACUCUUCAUCUGAUGGACAAAAAGUUGACAAGAAAGAAACUGGGGACAUACUUUCUGAUUUGGAUGGUUCACCUGGGAUGCAAAUUACUGAAGCACUUAAGUUACAAAUGGAGGUUCAAAAGCGACUUCAUGAGCAAUUGGAGGUGCAGAGACAACUGCAGUUGCGGAUCGACGCCCAGGGGAAGUACUUGAAAAAAAUUAUUGAAGAGCAACGACUCAGUGGAGUUCUCGCUGAAGCUCCUGGCUCAGGGGCCUCAGCCCGAGUAUCAGGUGACACCUGUCCAGAAUCUGACAAAAAGACAAACCCAGCAACCCCUGCCCCAACUUUGGAGUUUCUCCUCCAAGAUAAGGCUGCAAAGGAACGUGCACCCGGGAAAACUAUUUCGUUUGAUAAUCCUUACCAGUCGCACCAUGAACCCUCGACUCCAGAUUCAGGCUGCAACGUUGGUUCACCGGCUGAAAGCCCCAAAGGUGAGAGGUCAUGGAAGAAACAAAGAGUGAGCAAGAGUGCAGCAUAUGCUAAACCAGAGAUGGUGCAUACGCCCCAGAUACUAGAGUCGAGCUCAAGCUCCUCCUACCGGAAACCACACUGUGUGUUUAUGACUAGGGAGCACUUUGAUCCCUCAUCAAGAUUAUCAGUUGGAAAUGAAGAUUACCUGGGGAAAGUGUCAGGCCGUGAUCUGUAAAUUUGUGACGUGCACCUUGUUCUGCCUUUUCAAUAUAGGUACUGAAAAGGAAACAACUUUUCAUCAGGUCUAGUACUACUUAAUUUUACAUAUUUGAGAUACCUCGAGUUCUUUCAGGUUUUGUAAGGCAUUAGUGUUGGACUAAAUGGGAAGAGUACUAACAAGACUGGAUAGCUUGCUUUGAAUCUCUUGCUGUGUGCGCCAAGACCACCUCA